Molecule: messenger RNA, 402 nt
Organism: Protopolystoma xenopodis
Lineage: Eukaryota; Metazoa; Platyhelminthes; Monogenea; Polystomatidea; Polystomatidae
Source: the annotation of a GenBank genome assembly
AUGAAGCGAAGCCUCCUUUUAGCCUCAAGCUCUUCCGGUUCUUCUUCAGAUCUUCACUCAAGCCUAGUCCCUUCCAGCCCUUCCUCCUUUUUCGGGCUGCUUUCAUACCGCGCCUUUAAUCAGACCUCAACACAAUUCCAUUACGCUUUUCUUGGGCCUCUUAUGUCCCAAAGCACCUUGAUUGUCCAAUCCUCUGAAUCCGUACUCUCCUAUCCAUUUCAGCUCUUCCAAGCUGCGUCGGGCAUCGUCGUCGUUGUCGCUUGGCUCUUUUCUUCUUACCCAUCUCCCAUCCAAGUAAUAUCACUUUUGUGCCGCUUUGCCUCGGCUACCUCUUGGCCAUGGCAGCAAACUUUAUUGGCCGUAUUGAAGAAAAAUACUUGGCGCCACAUCUACCUCUUCUGA